GUUUGUUGAGGGGUUAGUUUUACUAUGGUACUAAAUUAAGUUUUGAUUGAGAGAAUUUAAGUUUUUCCUUUCAUGAUAUAUAUUUUUGUACAGGUCUGUGACUCCCACGUCGCCGUUGCUCAUUCAGCGUUCGUCAGUAAUUUUUGAGUUUAUUGAACAACUUGCAGACAUCAUUGAGGACCUUGUCCUAUGGAUUAGUGAUGAAACGUUUUAUGAAACGGUAUUCAAAGCUUCAAUUAUGUAUUCGACGAUUUGCUUCAAAUUCUGUGUCGUGCACUACAGAAAAAAUUAGAAAUGUUGGAAUAGUAGCCCAUGUUGACGCAGGAAAAACCACUGUCGUUGAACGGAUGCUGUAUUUUUCUGGCUACACAAAGCAAUUGGGAAAUGUGGAUUCUGGGAAUACUGUAAUGGAUUACCUGAGAAGGGAACGUCAGCGUGGAAUUACAAUUAACGCUGCUGCUAUCACAUUCCCAUGGAACGAAGACUACCGGAUAAAUCUCAUUGACACGCCUGGUCAUGCAGAUUUUUCCUUUGAGGUUGAACGGUCAAUCGCUGUACUUGACGGAACAGUAACUUUACUAGAUGCAGGAGCAGGCGUAGAGAUCCAGACAAAGGCUGUUUGGGCUCAAGCCGCUGCUCGCAACAUUCCUAGCAUUAUGUUUGUUAAUAAACUUGAUAAGGCGGGUGCAAAUUUUGGUCAAGUUAUUCACUCUAUUCAUUCUAAACUCAAUGCAAAAACGAUGGUCUUGCAGUUGCCCAUAUAUCGAAAUGUGGACGAAUCUAGUUUCUGCGGAAUUGUCGAUGUUGUUAACGCAAAAGCUUAUAUUUGGGAUCGCAACAGUGGGAAUGACGGUACCGUUGUUAACAUUGGUGAUGUCCCAGAAGCUAUGCGCGGCGAAUAUGAAAGGGCCCGUUCUGCACUCGUUCUAUCUUUGGCUGAUUGUGACGAAAGCAUCUGUGAUGCGUAUUUAGAGAAUGAAAACGCAUUAGCUGUGCACCCUGUCCAACUUCGUUCUGCUAUUAGAAGCGCGACGGUUUCACAAAAAUUAGUACCUGUCUUGUGUGGUUCUGCUUUGCAUAGCAUCGGCGUGCAACCGUUGAUGGAUUCCAUUGUAAAUUACCUUCCUAGUCCGAUUGAUCGAAUCCGCUCGUUAAAAUUGAACGUCCAAGACUCAAUGCAAAUGUUAUGUGCAUCUGUUUUUAAAGUUGUUCACUCACCUGAGCGUGGCAUUCUUGCUUAUGUUCGUAUUCACACAGGUACCUUAAGACGAGGAAUGCGACUCUUAAACACGCGAAGUGGAGACAGUGAGCGUGUCAUGCGUUUAUAUCGUGUAUUCGCGGAUGUUCUUGAUGAGACAGAUCAACUUGAACUGGGUACCGUCGGAAUUGUUGGAGGCGGUAAGCAUUUCUCUACAGGAGAUGUACUAAUUUCUGCACCUUCCCGUGGUUGCGGUCCUGACUUGAAUCUUUCAGCCGAAGUAUUUCAACAAAGUUGUCGGGUGAAUAUUCCUGAGCCAAUGUGUAUGGCAACACUGCUUCCCAAAACUGUCAAAGACGAAAAACCCAUGCUAAAAGCACUUGAAUGCAUUACGCGCGAAGAUCCAUCCAUUCGGUAUAUCCGUGAUGAAGGAACCGAUGAAUGGUUACUACAGGGAUUAGGCGAAAUGCAUUUAGAGAUCACCUUCGAUCGUCUUGUGCAGGAUUUCGGUGUGAAUGCUGAACUCGGAAAAGUACGUGUUGCAUUGAAAGAAGCACCAGUUCAAGGGACCAGUAUAGAUACUACUUACUCCCUAUUUGAUGAAGACUCAGAUAACCAGAUUCAAAAAGCGUCGAUUACUCUUGUUCUGUCAGCAAGGGAAACGGCACACGAUAGUUCUUGUUCAUUUGAGAAUUUAAAAGAAUUGCCUGCUGGCCUAAAAGACAUAAUUACACUUAAACAGGUCAAUGAAGCACUCAAAACUGGCGCUUUUGGGGGUUUAUUCCAUGGUCCAUUGAUGGGAUUACCUCUUCAGAAUGUACAGCUUUCUGUCCGAAGCUGUGUUAUAGAAGGAUUUCCUGAACCUUACCCCGUGCUAUGUCAACUCGCGUUUAAAGUAACCAAAAAGGCGCUCAAUGAACUGUACCAGGCAAAUAGGAAUGCAUUUUUGCUUAUGGAACCGUACAUGAAGGUUCAUAUCCAAGUGAGCGAGCAAUAUGUUGGAACUAUUAUAAAAGAUCUUGUGGGAAAACGUGGCGGGACUGUUGAACAGAUUCUGGAUGCAAAGAUCACAACUGAGGCUUCCAAUCCAGAUUUACAGGACGCAUAUAUUCCUUCACAACGGUUAGGUAAUACACACGGCCAACUGCCCAAUGGAUUUAAUCCGCCGCAUAUGUUCCGUGAUAAGCAUAUAAUCGCAAAGGCUCCUAUGCAGCUACUGUUCAACUACUCUUCUGUACUACGACGUUUAUCUGCUGGCCAGGCCGUUUGCCGUUUAGAAAAGGAUACCUUUGCCCCAGUAACUCAUGAUCGUGAGCGAUAUUUUCGCGAGGAAAUCAAUUAGGUACACUUUAAUUGAUGGUCAAGUCUUUACUACAAUACGAUAACUUUUUAUGAAUCUGUUAUUUUUGCUUUGGCAAGAGCCCAUAGUCAAUAAUUAGGCAACUAAAGUUUGGGUAAUAUCUUAUCUGAUCAUCAUUACAGGUAACUUCCCCAAAUAACAGUAGCUGACAACAGAAG
This is a messenger RNA of Schizosaccharomyces japonicus yFS275, 2716 nucleotides long. RefSeq names its product translation elongation factor G. Gene Ontology annotation, cellular component: mitochondrial matrix. Lineage: Eukaryota; Fungi; Ascomycota; Schizosaccharomycetes; Schizosaccharomycetales; Schizosaccharomycetaceae. Gene Ontology annotation, molecular function: GTPase activity; GTP binding. Bases 201 to 2540 code for a protein of 779 amino acids. The transcript is spliced from 2 exons. The record is from RefSeq and is a predicted model, not a curated record.